Pseudo-nitzschia multistriata is the source of this 2445-nucleotide messenger RNA. The record is from the annotation of a GenBank genome assembly. Lineage: Eukaryota; Bacillariophyta; Bacillariophyceae; Bacillariales; Bacillariaceae.
GGAAGAACCGGGGGAACCUAACAUGAAGGAAUCGGGCCGGAGAGGCUAGAGGAGAAGAAACAGAAGCGAGGACCGAAUCCAAUCCGAUCCAGUCGCGGCGCUCCAUAGCCGGCUUGCCUGCGGGACGGCAAGAAUAUGGCUCGUUUCCGAGACCUUCGGGUCGGCGAAAGCGGCUGCAGCGACGACGAGUUCUUCUGCCCGCAGCAAGACCGGGACGAUCUCGCGGACUUUGAGUUGUCCGGCGGAGACGGAGGCCCAUUCGACGCCUGCGGAGGCAUCGACCUCGGUGGCAGCGAAAGGGACAGCGACGGCGGCGGCGAAGGCGGCGUGAUCGUCCUGGACAUGGACGAUCCCGGCGGCCAUGGCGACAGCAACCGAGAGAUCAACGGGGACAGAGACAACAAGAGCAACACCAACACCAACAACAACAGCAACAGCAACACCAACACCACCUGCAGCAACAACACCAACAGCGACCCGAACCCAAAGGUGGUGGUCGCAUCCGCGGUGGGCCCGAGCGGGCGCGGGCCCGGGGGCACCCCCGGGUGGGGGGAGCGAACCGGCGGGGCGGAACGAACGGUCGCCGUUGCGGCGUUCGAUGCUUCGGCCGAUCCUGCCUCCCGCAGCGACAAGGGCGCGCAAGGGCCAACGGAACGCCCCCGGACCGGGGCGGGACCGAGCCCGGAGGGGCGCAGCGCGUCGGAGGCGAUCCACAUCGACGACGACGAACACGACGACGAACACGACCACAACGACGGUGCCGGCGGCGGUGCGAACGACGGUGCCCGGGCCGGGGCCGCCGAUCCGGCGGGGGCCUUCGGAUCCUCCACCGGCUCUCGUGCCCCGGCGGUUCGAUCCGCGGUCGCGGACCCACCCAGCGGGAGGCGCACGGGCAAACGCAAACCCAACCGAGGGGCGCCGGGCGAGGCAACCCGCGGCGGCGGGGCCAUCCGUGGAAUCCCCUCUUUGGCGAUGGGAAUGGCGAUGGCCUCCCCCGCCGAGGUGACCGAUCUGACGGCCGACGACGAUUUCGACGACGAUUUCGAGGUCUUUGACCUGACGGGGGAACGAAGUGGCGGCGACGAUGGCGAUGGCGAUGGCGAUGGCGAAGACGCACACGGUUGUGCUCCGGGCGAGGGAAUCCCUCGUUCCACCCGGAACCAGGGCCCGAGCGAAGGGAGCCGCGGGGCAGCCCUCCCUUGCCGAGGGGGGACCGCCGGCGAAAGGCCGGGCAGACCCGCGGGAGGUGCCGAAGCGAAACCCCCACCCGGGGGCGAACCGGGGGUCUCCCGCCAGCACCCCGGGCCGGAAGCCAGCGCACACGAAUCCUCGUCCGCGGACGGCGCCCACGCAAGAACGACGCAACCACAAGGAUUGUUCCGAGACCGAGCCACGGGUUUGGAAGCGGUGGAUGCGCCUCCCGGUGUCACCGACGCACCCGCAUCGGCCCGGGUGGAAGCCGGGGACCGCGCAUCGAACGUAAAGAGGAACGAAGACAAGAUUGCCUCGUUUCUAGAAGCCGUCCACGGGUUUCCGACACCGCAACACCCGUACAUCGAAACCACGGGCGCAGGCGCGAUCGAAUGCAUCGAGAUCGAAGACGACGACAAAGGCCCGUGCGAGGACGAGGACGCCAAGCGGAAACCCGAGAGGAACACGUUUCCGACUCCGGGAGAGGCCGGGGCCACCGCAAGGAAACCCCUUCGGACCACCAACCCGAGGCCUCGCUUCAAGCCCCAGAAACCACACAAGCGGGCCAAAAAGACCGGGAAGGACCCGGCCGCGCCCGGGGAAGCCCCCCCCCCUCCGGAACGCAUUCCCCCUUGGGGGGACCGCCCCCGGGCCGGGCCGGCCGCGGAAGAACAGCCCCCGCGGCCCUUCGAGGACCGGUUUGUCUUCCACCCCUCCAACAACGCGAGGACCAAGCCGGAAGACGACUACCGGAACAGUUUUCUCGGCAUGACCAUCGAGGACGCCCGGAAGGAGCAGGAGCGCCUCCUCGAGAGAGCGGCCGCCCGCCUCCGGAUCAAGGCGUCCUUCCGCGUUGCCUCCAGGCACGGGGUCUCGCGCAGGACGCAGCCCGCCGCCCGGACCUUUGGGGGGCUCGUCCGGGACGUCCACCUCCGGUUUUCGAACCACUGGACGUACCGGAACCACUAUUCCCGGCUGGGCCUGCCCCCGGACGCCACCGAGUCGAUGAUCAAGUCACAGUACCGGCGCCUGGCCAGGGUCUACCACCCGGAUCGGAACAUCGGAAAAGCGGACACCAAGCACAAGUUCCAGGCCAUCACCGAGGCCUACAACCACCUCAUACAAUCGUAGCGACGAAUGCGGUGGGGUUCGGACGGAUUCGUUCCACAAAUUUUCUGGCCCUCGUAAAACUAGAUUAGAUUGUUCCAUUAGAUUUCUCUCAAAACGGCUCUUCCUUCCCAAACAUUGAAUGCU